CCUCCUCUUCAAGGCAUACCGGUAGUUACCAGAGAAUUAAGACAGCAACUGUUCUGUGUAAAAUUCUUCAUCCGGUUCUUUAUUAAAACACUUUUGUCCCUGCAGAGUCCACUUUACCUCGAAAGAUAUGUCAGUCACUCCAGAUCUGAUCCGUGAGAAACUGAUAGCGGAGAUUGGUGCGAUACACGUGGACGUAGAAGACACGUCUCCAAAUAGAUGUGCUGCCAGUUUUAAAGUUCUUGUAGUUUCUCCUCAAUUUGAAGGAAAACCUUUGUUGCAGAGGCACAGGAUGGUGAAUAAUUCCCUUGCCGAGGAGCUGAAAGAGAUCCAUGCAUUCGAGCAGAAGACGUUGACACCAGAGCAGUGGGAGAAACAGAAAGCACAGUGACACAAAACUCAUUAAAGCAGCCACCAAAUGGUACACAGCAAGUGAAUUAAUCUCUUAUUAGUGGGUUGAUUAUUUUAAUCUUUCCUGCCAACGUAUAAUCAUACCAAUGUAAUAGAAAUCAGAUGCUUUGUAUUUAUAAAGUAACUGUGUUUCAGUUUUACUGUCACUUAUGGAAAACAUCUGUUUUCAGUCAAUAAAACGGAUCAUGGACCAAA
Messenger RNA from Triplophysa dalaica, 603 nucleotides. RefSeq lists its product as uncharacterized. Gene Ontology annotation, cellular component: cytosol; nucleus. Gene Ontology annotation, molecular function: 2 iron, 2 sulfur cluster binding. The record is from RefSeq and is a predicted model, not a curated record. Bases 128 to 388 code for a protein of 86 amino acids. Gene Ontology annotation, biological process: intracellular iron ion homeostasis. The transcript is spliced from 3 exons. Lineage: Eukaryota; Metazoa; Chordata; Actinopteri; Cypriniformes; Nemacheilidae.